UUUUUUGCCUGACAUUUUACAUACCAGACAUUGAUAUUAAAACAGAGGACGUCUGGCAGAAGGCAGAAAACUCGCAGUUGUAGUACUACUCGCAUGACAGGAAUAUUUAUAAUUUCCGCUGCCAGCAGACACAACAGAAAAGAAAGAAUAAUUUGCGAUUACUGGCAGGCAGAAGGCGAAGGAAAUCCCUGAAACGAUAUUACAAGCCAAGUGCGCUUGAGUUCGUGUAUUUCCGGUUGAACAAACACAUAAGCGAAACAUAAAGGAGAGGCGGAAGAAAAAAAAAUAAGAAAUUCCACAUGCCCCAUACUUAUGCCAAUAAAUAUAUAAAAGUAUAUGUAGUAUAUAAACCAGCCAGCACGAAAAGUGAAAAUACAUAGAGGCGAAAGGCGAGAGCAUAUUUCAUAAGUUUGCACUCCGCACAUAUAGAAAACCCAGGCGAGAGCCAGAGAAAGCUGGCGACAAAGGCUAACGCACGACCUUUGGCACCGAGUUCAGAUCCUGCGGAGGGGUCAGCGAAUCAUUAGAGACAAAGACAGAGCCACUGCAUCGGCAGAGCAUCCGUUCCCCUUAGCGAAAGCGACCAAAAUUCACUCGCAAAUAAUGCUGACCAUGUCGACCCUGAUGAUGCCAGCACCGACCAUAGCCAUGGGUGCCCCGCAGAUCACAAUGGGUCCGCACAAGCCCCCGGAAACGAAGCUGCUGGCCAUCCAUCCCGCCGCGGCGGCCGCAGCAGCCGCCCAGCAGCAGCAGCAGUCGGUGACAGCUGCCCAUUUGCAGCACAAUGGCCAGCAGCAACAGCAGAUGUCGCAGCAGCAACAGCAGCAGCAGCUCGUGGGCAGCAACUCCAAGCCAGAACAGUUUCACAUUUUUGUGGGCGAUCUGAGUGCCGAAAUCGAGACGCAACAGCUGAAAGAUGCAUUCACCCCAUUCGGAGAAAUAUCAGACUGCAGAGUUGUGCGUGAUCCGCAGACAUUGAAAUCAAAGGGCUAUGGCUUUGUCAGCUUUGUGAAGAAAUCGGAGGCGGAAACCGCCAUCACUGCAAUGAAUGGCCAAUGGCUGGGCUCGCGCUCGAUACGCACAAAUUGGGCCACACGAAAGCCGCCGGCAACCAAGGCAGACAUGAACGCCAAGCCGCUGACCUUUGACGAGGUCUACAAUCAGAGCAGCCCCACCAAUUGCACUGUCUACUGUGGCGGCAUCAACGGAGCCCUCUCCGGCUUCCUCAACGAGGAGAUACUGCAGAAGACCUUCUCGCCCUACGGCACAAUACAAGAGAUACGGGUCUUCAAGGACAAAGGAUAUGCAUUUGUGCGCUUCUCCACCAAGGAGGCGGCUACCCACGCCAUCGUGGCCGUGAACAACACGGAGAUCAACCAGCAGCCGGUGAAGUGUGCGUGGGGCAAGGAGAGCGGCGACCCCAACCACAUGUCGGCCAUCGCCGGCGGGGCCUUGGCCCAGGGAUUCCCCUUCGGCUCGGCGGCAGCGGCGGCCGCAGCGGCUGCCUACGGACAGCAGGUGGCCGGAUACUGGUACCCGCCAGCACCCACAUAUCCGGCGGCAGCCCCCGCCAGCGCCCUUCAGCCAGGCCAGUUCCUGCAGGGCAUGCAGGGAUUCACCUACGGUCAAUUCGCCGGCUACCAGCAGGCGGGAUACAUGGGAAUGGGCGUCCAGCUGCCGGGCACCUGGCAGAGUGUGCCGCCCCAGCCUCAGCUGGCCAGUGCAGCGGCAGCCACUGCACCGCAGAUCACACAGAGCGUGGGCAGCGCACUGCCACAGGCGGCCGGAGUGGUUGCCUAUCCGAUGCAGCAGUUCCAGGUCAGUCCACAGCUGGCGGAGGACGAGUGGCUGGCGCCCAGUUUGCUCGUGUAGCUGCCAUGAGGGAUGGCCAUGUAUCCCACACAGCAGCAGCAGCAGCAAC
This is a messenger RNA of Drosophila takahashii, 1921 nucleotides long. Its product is annotated as cytotoxic granule associated RNA binding protein TIA1-like. Lineage: Eukaryota; Metazoa; Arthropoda; Insecta; Diptera; Drosophilidae. Gene Ontology annotation, molecular function: RNA binding. The record is from RefSeq and is a predicted model, not a curated record.